Messenger RNA from Solea solea (common sole), 3180 nucleotides. RefSeq names its product zinc finger protein 536-like. NCBI's taxonomy places the organism in Eukaryota, Metazoa, Chordata, Actinopteri, Pleuronectiformes, Soleidae. Gene Ontology annotation, cellular component: nucleus. The transcript has 4 exons. Gene Ontology annotation, molecular function: RNA polymerase II cis-regulatory region sequence-specific DNA binding; DNA-binding transcription factor activity, RNA polymerase II-specific. The coding region runs from base 1 to 2961 and encodes 986 amino acids. The record is from RefSeq and is a predicted model, not a curated record. Gene Ontology annotation, biological process: regulation of DNA-templated transcription.
AUGGUGGGCAGCUGUGUUACCACUGCCCUCUUCCAUGUGCAGGCUCUUCAUCCCUUGACAGGGAAGUCCAACGAAUGCUUCAUUACCCCAUCCUGUCAUCCAAUUAGGAGCCAGAUGGCGCUUCUGGCCAAUCAAAUCAUGGACGCAAGAAUUCUCAGCAGUAUGAAUGGAAGAGUAGAGCUUUCCCAGUUCCUGAGAGUCACAAAUCAAAGCAUCGUCUCCCAGAUAAAUUCUGCCCAGGAUGACAACCGCAAGAACCGGAAGUAUCCCUGCCCACUGUGUGGAAAGCGUUUUCGCUUUAACAGCAUCCUUUCCCUUCAUAUGCGCACACACACAGGUGAGAAGCCCUUCAAGUGCCCAUAUUGUGACCACAGGGCUGCACAGAAGGGCAACCUUAAGAUACACCUCCGUACUCACAAGCAAGGCCUUUUGGGCAAAGGCCGAGGAAGGAUUAGAGAGGAAAACAGGUUGCUCCACGAACUGGAAGAAAGGGCCAUACUGAGAGAUAGACAGAUGAGAGCAAGUCAUGUUAGUCAGCAGCAAACGUCUAAUUUACCCCAACUUAAAAAUCCCCAGCUGUCUCCACCUGUCUCAAUGCAUAACCAGCUUUUAGCCAACUCUGGUGUGGCAGAGAACCAGCCACAUACAUCCACAUCUCCUAAGGUGACUGCAGUCCAUGACGAGCCAAACCAGCCCCAACCCACUGGCUUCCGCUGCUCAUUCUGCAAAGGAAAGUUUAGGAAGCAGCAGGAGCUUGAGCGGCAUAUCAGGAUCUUACACAAACCCUACAAAUGCACCUUGUGUGAAUUUGCUGCGGCACAUGAGGAGGAGCUCAUUGGCCAUGUUGAGAUGGCCCAUAUAACUGCAGAUAAUGGCUCAGGUCAAAAGCCUGCCGUUGGGCUUGGUGACAAGGGAAAACCUGUUGGUGAAUUCCCCUGCGAGGUGUGUGGCCAGACCUUCAGCCAGGCCUGGUUCCUGAAGGGUCACAUGAGGAAACACAAGGACUCCUUUGAGCACUGCUGUCAAAUCUGUGGUCGUCGCUUCAAAGAACCCUGGUUUCUGAAGAACCACAUGAAGGUCCAUCUCAAUAAGCUGGCUGCUAAGAGUAAUCUCCCUGCUGAGCAUGACUCUUUCAAGAUGAGUAACCUAACGCAGAACCACCAGAGCAACCUCUACUCCCAGUACAUCUCCCGCAUUCACAACCGAUUCCUCACAGCUGAGAGAGCUGACCAUCCAGAUUAUAACCAGACACUUGCCCCAGCAGGCAUUGACAUGAAGGUUAGGGAGAUGUUAGGGAGGAUGAUCUCCUCAGGUCCAGGCCCUCUGACAGAUGCAGAGAGCUCCGCAAUGUUGGGUUUGAAUCAUCUCCCUCCUCCCUUGAGUUCCUCCAGCAUGGAAUAUCUGCAGAAAGUCAUUUCUAAUAGAGAUACACUCAACAGCAGCAGCAGCAGCAGCAGCAGCAGCAUUUACCCAGGCUGGCAGAUCAUGACACCAGGGCUAUCUGUUGAACAUCAAAUGUUCACUCCUAAAGACCAGCAGCAGCAGCAGCAGCAGCAGCAGCAGCAGCAGCGCACCUCCUACUUGGUUGAAAGAUGUCAUCCUGCUGAUGACGCCAAGGUGUGUCUCAGUGACCCAGACACCAGGGUCAUCAGCAGACCCGGUAGCACCGACAGCAUGAGUCACCACGGGCCGACGGAGAUCACCACAGAGACAGGGAACUCCCACCCCAGCGGUUCCCUGGACCAUCGGCCACAAUCUUCUUCUCCAGCUACAGGUGAGAAAGUCUACAGGUGUCCACUCUCCAGUGACUACACCACUGCACAGACAGCCUCCCUCAGCUUCCAUCUGGAACGCUACCACUUCCCCCACUGGCAGAACAGCAGGGAUCUUUCUUCGCCGCUACAGCCCAGCAGCAGCAACAGCAACAGCAGCAGCAACAGCAGCAGCAGCAGCAGCAGCAGCAACUCCAGCCCCGAUGCCAAGCUCAGACCCAGAUCCAGGGAGGAAUGGAGCCCGGCUGCAGGUCACUACCUUGGUCUGGAAAAGCACAGUGACAACCCUCUGCUCACCAACAAGCAGUCGAACAUGACUGACAAAGACGAAGGUGUGGACGCUUCUUUAUCAGCUCAAACCAGGAAGUCCCAGUAUGAACCUUUAGAUUUGUCCGUCAGGCCUGAGUCUGCCACGUCUCAUUCAGCCAUGUCUCCUGCUGCAGUGCUACAGAUGUCUGGCAUUUUUAGCAAUGGACUGUCCUCCUCCAUUACCCGCCAGUUACAAAGUUACUCAAACGCUGCAGCUGAACUGAGUGUAACACCUGCGUAUCAGUGUGACCUUUUGGUGCAGGGACCAAAAGAAGAAGGAGGCUCCAGUUGUCACAAUGGUGAGGAAGAUUCUGAGAAUUCUGAGCAAGGGAGGGAGGACGAGAACGAUGACGCUGCCAAGUGGCCGAUGCUGAAAAAUAAUGUCCUGAUGCCAGAGGAGCUGGAACAUGCCAACACUGACUUCCAGGGUCUUGGUGAGAAGCAAGAGAAGCCAGGGCAGUGGAGCAGAGGUGUGGCUGAAUCUCCCAUCUCCUCUCUUGAGAGCCUGACUCCAGCACAGGCUGAUCCUCUCCAGUACCAGGGCGGCCUGCUCUCCUUCCUUAGAUCCCAAGGGAGUCUGGGCAGUGCACCUGCCGGCACCCACAAAACCAGUCUGAACGGUGGGGGGAAUAUGGAGAAAGAUGUUACAUCAGCUCGAAAGCCAUUCCAGUGCAGAUACUGCCCGUACAGCGCUUCCCAGAAGGGCAACCUGAAGACCCACGUCCUCUGUGUCCACCGCAAGCCCUUUGACAACAGCCUCUACCCUGACCGUCGCCUGCGACGCUCACACGCGCCCUCCAGAUUGCCCCUGAGCAUCACAGGAGACAAACACGCGUCAGGGAGGGACCAGAUUGGCAUGACAUCACUCUGUGGAACUUGACGUUGUUGUCAUGGCAACUGCAGAUACAGACAGUUAAGGUUACUGUUAGCUUCACCUCAGAAGGGUUAGGAUGAUUGAGAUUGUUUAAAAAAGGAAAAAAAAAAAAUGUUAACCAUUCUUGAUGUACAUUCCAGUGUUUACUUGAAGAGCCACAGUACGUAUUUAUCUGUAGCAAAAGAAGCUGCCUAUAAUAAUAAAGUCCAUUGUGAUGUGAAAGUG